Messenger RNA from Cutaneotrichosporon oleaginosum, 1000 nucleotides. RefSeq lists its product as uncharacterized. Gene Ontology annotation, molecular function: zinc ion binding; DNA-binding transcription factor activity, RNA polymerase II-specific. Gene Ontology annotation, biological process: regulation of DNA-templated transcription. The record is from RefSeq and is a predicted model, not a curated record. NCBI's taxonomy places the organism in Eukaryota, Fungi, Basidiomycota, Tremellomycetes, Trichosporonales, Trichosporonaceae.
GCACAAUCCAUCUCGACCUACAUCUUGAUCUCAUCGCUGUCGUCUCGCUCGCGACUCGCAUUCACCAUCUUGACCUUUGCGCUCUUCUCAGAUCUACCAUCGAAUCAUGGCAGACCGCGCCUGUAACCGCUGUAUCGCAAAGAAGAGACGAUGCGACCAUGAACGCCCAGUGUGCGGAACUUGCAAGAAGCUCAAGCUCGAGGGAGAAUGUGUCUACCCCCCACCUCAGGCUAGGCGUGGUCCAGUCGCUGGCAUGUCACGACGCGCAGAACACCGCGCGCAGCAGUGUGAGAACGCGCUAUGGUUCCUACUCAAUCUUCCUGGCGUGCAAGAGGCAAUUGAGCGCGUCGACCCAGAAGUACUACGUCGCCCGUUCGUCGCGGCCCCUACAGCAAGUAUGGAGCGGGCAGCACGCAACGAAUGGUGGGGGGACCACACGAUGCGCCAGCCUGUUGAUGUUCUCAUGUUCCGUGACGCGUGCUGCGGGUUGCAGCGGACGCGGACGGUUACGAGCAAUGGUCACACAGAGGAAGCAAGCGAGGCAGCGGAACCGCACGACGCAGCGCCGAGCUAUGAUGGCGGUGGCAAUGGCGAUGGCGAGGACGAUGGAGACUACUAUGCGCGCCGUGACCCGCAGACGCAGAGCACGUCGCACAGCCCACCACAUGACGCGACCCAGCCUGAGCGUCGCCGCGAUGAGAUGCGCAACGCCAUGGGCCCCAGCCUCUGGCAGCUCGUCACCGCGGCUAUACCCGACGACGACGAGCCUGUACCGCGCCGAGAGGCUGAGCGCGAGUGGGCGCCGCCGAUGUGGACGGCUCCCCCGCCGCGAGAGGAUUACCCCGAAGGUCCGAAGCGCAAGCGUCGCACGGACCUCUUCUGGUAACCCCUUCGCGGCGAGUGAUGUGCGCGAGGGGGAAAUUGGGGCAGAUCGGAGGUGUGCAAUGUACAUUAACAAUGAAGAUGGCAUGUAGCAUAGGAGAUGCACUGUUGUCGAGUG